This is a messenger RNA of Chelonus insularis, 1536 nucleotides long. RefSeq names its product twinfilin actin binding protein (gene twf). Lineage: Eukaryota; Metazoa; Arthropoda; Insecta; Hymenoptera; Braconidae. Gene Ontology annotation, molecular function: actin monomer binding; actin filament binding. Gene Ontology annotation, cellular component: myofibril; actin filament; cytoplasm. The record is from RefSeq and is a predicted model, not a curated record. Gene Ontology annotation, biological process: positive regulation of neuron projection development; actin filament depolymerization; barbed-end actin filament capping. The transcript is spliced from 5 exons. The coding region runs from base 211 to 1257 and encodes 348 amino acids.
CACACGAAUAUCCGAUGGCCAAUCCCCAUUUUGUGAAUACAUAACUAGUAGUCAGUGCCAUUUAGUAUAAAGUUGAAUACUAUUUAGUCUGGAGUGAGUAAGUGGUAACCGUUUAUUAACGAGUGUGAAAGUUUGGCAGAUUGACGUGGAGGUACUUUAUAAUAGAUCGUAAUAAUAACAUAAUAAUUACAGGGGCAUUAUUAAUAAAACAUGUCACAUCAAACAGGAAUAAAAGCAAACGAUGCAUUGAAAAAAAUAUUUGUCAGAUGUCGUGAUGGAAAAAUACGAGUAUUAAAAGUUUCUAUAGAGAAUGAGGAACUCGUUCCGGCAACAUCUUCGAAACCUGUUGGUAAAUGGCAAGACGAUUACGAUAAGAUGGUGAAGCCAUUGAUAGCAGAGAAUCAACCGGCAUAUAUUUUAUAUAGAAUGGAUACAAAAUCACCGGAUUCUGGAUACGACUGGCUUCUUAUUUCAUGGUCUCCAGACACUGCUCCAAUUAGACAGAAGAUGCUGUACGCUUCUACAAAAGCUACUUUGAAACAAGAAUUUGGUACUGCAUCUAUAAAAGAUGAACUUCAUGGAACAGUAAUAGAAGAUAUAAUAUUGGAAGGUUAUAAUAGACAUAAAAAGAAUGAUGCUGCUCCAGCUCCAUUAACUUCUGCUGAGGAAGAACUAGUUGAAUUAAAGAAAACUACUAUUCAUACUGAUUACAAUAUAGAAACAAGACAUCAAACUUUAAAUGGCGUAGCUUUUCCUGUAACAGAUGAAGCUAAACAAGCAAUAACAGGCCUAGGAAAAGGGAUUCAUGAAUAUGUUCAAUUGAAGAUUGACAUAGAGAAAGAAAAGAUUCAUUUAGUAAUAGCUUGUGAUGUCUCUCUGGAUAAGUUGCCUACAAAGGUACCUGCUGAUGCUGCUAGAUACCAUUUAUACAAUUUUAAACACACUCAUGAGGGUGAUUAUAUAGAGUCAAUAGUAUUUAUUUACAGCAUGCCUGGGUACAGCUGUAGCAUAAAAGAAAGAAUGUUAUACUCGUCAUGCAAAGCUCCACUACUUGAUCUCAUUCAAUCAUUAGGGAUAACUAUUGCCAAAAAGCUAGAAAUAGAUGAUGGCAAGGAUCUUACGGAAGGAUUUUUACAAGAGGAACUGCAUCCAAAAGUUAAUUUGCAUCGGCCGAAAUUUGCCAAACCGAAAGGUCCUCCAGGACGAGGUGCUAAACGUAUAACUAAAGUCCAGGAUUUAGACAGACAAGAAGAUUAGUUUUGCAUAGUGUUUUUAUUAAUUUGAGGUUUAUUAAGGUAGUAGGGACUGCAAACAGCUACAAGAUUUUAUCUUUUUAUUGCAUUUUUAUUUUUGGAUUUUAAUUAUUUAUUAUUUAUUCCUAAUUUUCUUAAUAUCUUCAAGUUUGAUAGUAUUUUUAGAAUAAUCACAUUUUUAUCAGGCCUAUUCUGACAAUUAAAAUGAGAAAAUUAUAUAUUAUAAUGUAAAUAAUGGAAAGUAUCAAAAAAGAUAUAAACUAUUUGUCUUAUUCAGUAAGAA